UGGAAGUUUUGACAUUUCAUCUACCGCUAGUCACUCAAGUCGCCUUUUGCUCCGUUUGUUUACGUUUUUGGUUGUGUUUUCUUCCGUCGAAUUGUAUCUACCCUGAAAUAUGCCGUACGCUAAUCAACCAUCAGUUCAGAUAACUGAACUGACCGACGAUAAUGUCAAGUUCGUGGUCGAGGACACAGAUUUGAGCGUAGCGAAUAGUUUGCGUCGUGUUUUCAUUGCCGAGACUCCAACGCUGGCUAUUGACUGGGUGCAACUAGAAGCCAACUCGACUGUACUUUCUGAUGAGUUCUUGGCCCAUAGGAUAGGGCUGAUUCCUCUUAUCUCCGACGAAGUUGUUGAGCGCCUUCAGUACACUCGCGACUGUACCUGCCUAGACUUUUGUCCUGAGUGCAGUGUGGAAUUCACCUUGGACGUCAAAUGCCUUGAGGAACAAACGCGGCAUGUCACAACGGCAGAUUUGAAGUCAUCUAACCCGAAAGUUCUGCCCGUCACCUCCAGACACUCCAACGACGAGGACAAUGAAUACGGAGAAAGUACUGAUGAAAUUCUCAUCAUAAAGCUGCGUAAAGGGCAGGAGUUGAAAUUGCGGGCGUACGCGAAGAAAGGAUUCGGAAAAGAACACGCAAAGUGGAACCCCACCGCCGGAGUGUGUUUCGAGUAUGAUCCGGACAACUCCAUGAGGCACACUCUGUACCCGAAACCGGAUGAGUGGCCGAAAAGUGAGCACACCGAGUUGGAUGACGAUCAAUUUGAGGCACCGUUCAACUGGGAAGCGAAACCAAACAAAUUUUUCUUCAACGUCGAGUCGGCGGGCGCACUCAAGCCAGAGAACAUCGUCGUCAUGGGUGUGCAGGUGCUGAAGAACAAGCUCUCCAACUUGCAGACGCAACUCAGCCACGAAUCCCAGAAUGACGCACUCCUAGUUUAGACAAAGCACUUCAGUUUUUUAGUGAUGUGUAUUUUAUUUCCCUCAUUUAAAAAUAAAGACAUGAAAAGUUGAAA
Messenger RNA from Hermetia illucens (black soldier fly), 1011 nucleotides. It is a transcript of the gene RpII33, whose product is annotated as DNA-directed RNA polymerase II subunit RPB3. Lineage: Eukaryota; Metazoa; Arthropoda; Insecta; Diptera; Stratiomyidae. The record is from RefSeq and is a predicted model, not a curated record. Gene Ontology annotation, cellular component: RNA polymerase II, core complex. The transcript is spliced from 3 exons. The coding region runs from base 110 to 937 and encodes 275 amino acids. Gene Ontology annotation, molecular function: protein dimerization activity; DNA binding; DNA-directed RNA polymerase activity. Gene Ontology annotation, biological process: DNA-templated transcription.